AUGCUCAACAACACCUGGUCCGAAUACCUGACGAUCCGCCUGGUGAUUCUCUUCCUCCACUCCCUCGCCCCGCUAUGUACAGUGUACACCCUCACCCUCCUCCGCCGCGCCUUCUUCGCCCGUCGCUUCAGCCAACCAGUCUUCACGACUCCAUUCCAACUCUACUGCGCCGCGGAAACAACCUUCUUCGCUUUCACUCUCUGGUAUCGUGGACGUCUCCAACGCGAAGCCGUCCACCCACCGCUCAGAAGCAAGGAAGACAGGAAGAAGUUAUUCGACAAAGUCAGAUCUGAGAUCCAUGAUCCGCAGAAGUUUCUCCAGGGAUGGUUCCGAGGCGCGAAGAUCGAGGAGAUAGGACGAGAGGACCUGAGGGAGUUCUUGAGCUGGGCGUUCUUUGAGGCGAGGACGGAUGAUGAGAGCGAGGGGGAACUCGAGGCGCUGGUGGGCAAGGUGGAGAAGAUGAUGGGGAGCUCGUUCAAGCCGGGUAAGGGAGGUGCGAAGAGUUUGAGACUCACGUUGGAUCCUAUUGAGAUACAGUGGAGGAGUUUACUGUGGUACGGGAUCAUUAUGCUCGUGGACACGAUCGUGCAUGUCAGGUUCUUGGUGUAUGGGUUCGGGUACAGGAGCACGAGGGGUGGGAGCUUGAGUGUGUUUCCGCCUAGGCCACUGCCGGCUGUUACAAUGGCGGUGGGGAAGAGGAGUCCAGCGGAGGGAAUUUCGUAUUGGGUCAAACGCCAUACGUCGACUACAAGGCUGCCGGUGGUAUAUAUUCACGGCAUUGGUGUCGGGUUGCAUCCUUAUGUGGAGUUUCUUCACGAAGUCGACCGUGCGACAAACCAUGGACACGAUGCGAAAGACCAGGUCGGCAUCAUCUGCAUCGAAGUCCUGCAGAUCUCCUCGCGUCUCACGCACAGCAUGCUCACCCGCGCAGACUUCCUGGCGCAAACCACCAAGAUCCUAAAUCACGAGCAAGGAUACAACCGCUUCGUCCUGAUCUCGCACUCCUAUGGCUCGGUCUUCAGCACACAUAUGCUCACCGACGACACCAUGUCCAAGCGGGUCGCAGCCACCUUACUCGUGGAUCCCGUGACGAUGAUCCUGCAUAUGCCGGACGUGGCGUACAACUUCACCAUCCGCAAACCUACUACAGCGAAUGAAUGGCAAUUAUGGUACUUCGCCUCCAAAGACCCCGGCGUCGCACAUACGCUUGGUAGACAUUUCUUCUGGAGCGAGAACAUAUUAUGGCGUGACCGUAUAGCUCAUCUCGUCGAGAACGGUAUACGCGUGACGGCUAGUCUUGCCCGCCGGGACUUGAUCGUUGAUACGGAAGCUGUGGGAGCUUAUUUGAUGGAGAAGAAAGUUCUGGACCCGGUUGUGGUGAAGGAAGGGAAUGGGAAGACGAAGAUGGAGCUCAGUGUCAAUGAAAAGGAUGGUCGAGAGGACGAGGACUGGAAAGUGAGGAAGUGGAAGGGUAAGGGGUUGGAAGUGCUGUGGUGGGAUGAUCUGGAUCAUGCGCAGGUUUUCGAUAAUAAGGAUGACAGGAGGAAGCUUGUUGAGGUUGUGAGGGAGUAUUGUACGAACGAGUAG
Molecule: messenger RNA, 1587 nt
Organism: Recurvomyces mirabilis
Lineage: Eukaryota; Fungi; Ascomycota; Dothideomycetes; Mycosphaerellales; Teratosphaeriaceae
Exons: 1
Coding region: 1-1587 (528 amino acids)
Source: RefSeq, a predicted model, not a curated record